GCACGUUUAUGACUACCCGGAUAUUGCAACGGCUUUCAACAACAGGCGACAUGUGGUAUGAUAUUUUUUUGUUAUGUUGGGAUGAUGGAAAGGACAACCUCAAGUCCAAUAAUACGAUCACUGCUAGAGAUCGAGCUGAUACCCUAGACGACCUAAUGGAGAUCUUUAAAGAAGAAGUAAGAGAGUUCGGAAACGUACGGUGGAUCUUUUGGAAUUGGCAGCAUGUCAUGAAAAGGAACCAAUGGAUGAAAUUCGGCGCUGCGGAGGCCGUAUAAUAUUUAUGGAUAUCGAAAGUCCGACCAUAAGCGCCCUUCGAAAUCCACGAGAAGUCGAUACGAGCAUUUUCAAGCACGAGAUCAAUUUCGCUCAGCUCAAACACCUUCAGGUUCUAUGCGGCUUGUUGAAUAGGAGCCAGGGCUAUCCUUUGACUGACUACUGUGAGGAAAAUCCUCAAAAAGAGAUACUCAGCGCUCUCGCACGGAAAGUAGAACUCCACUUCAAUUUUAGUUCAAGCGGAUUUUUCGGUAGAAGACUGAAAACUGAAGAUUACGACUUUCACGAACGUGAAAAAUCGUUCUAUCUGCACCAGGGAAAAUACAACGGUCUCAUUGGUGAUCUUCAGCAACGUCUCUUUGAUAUCAACGUAGUUAGUGUUUUUCCAUCGGAGGACCUUCAGGAUGCCAUCACCUUUGCUUCGUCGUAUUACCGCUUUGAUCAGCUAACGUUUUUUGCGCCACCGGCAAUUAUGGAGUUUGGCUCGCUUAAAACGAUCUGGAUGCCAUUUAAACCUGAUGUUUGGGCCUGUGUUAUCGCCAUGAUUAUUGGAGUUUCCAGCAUCAUGGCUAUAUUCGUAAAAUUAAAGUUCGGCAAAACUUGGUUUUCAUACAACCUGUUCUAUAUGUCGCAGCCAAUGACAGCCCGAUUGCCCGUUAUACCGCGACAGUUCCAUCGUGUUCUACCGAUAUAUAUACUCUUGGCCGCCUGGCUGCUAGGUAGCUACCUGAUUUCUAUGUUUUAUUCAGGCGUCCUUACAUCGUUUCGUCAACACCCGCGUACAACGCCUGUCAUCGAUACUUUUCAGGCUUUAGAAGCGAUUCUUAGUCAGCAAAGCAAGAGGUCGUCGACGUCAACGACAUGUUCGGGUGAUUGCAUGGCAGUAGCUGUCUUGAACGACACGAAAUAUCGAGCAAUUCUUAAAUCCGAGGGUGGAAGCAGCUAUCUGGACCUCGCUCGUAAGCACCUCACCUACUGCAGCAAAGUGGAACAGUGCAUCGAUCUGGUUAUACAACGAAAACAUGUAUUCUUGUCCUCGGACUAUACAAUGAAGUGGUACGUGGGCACAGAUCCGAAAAAUGGAGUUGUUCAGCGUGCAAAAGACAAUAUCAAUGCCGGACGCUUGUCUAUAACCCUUCAAAAAGGCUCCCCCAUCCAAAAUCAAGUCACUCGUAUUAAUCAACAGCUUUUCGAACUCGGAGCGUUCGAGAAAAUUGUGGCCUUGGAGGAAUAUCAGCUCAAACCGAUUUACAACAAAACCAAUUUAAUUCCUCCAUCUUCCGUGAUGACUACGACCGACAUGAGAGGACUAUUCGAGUUAUUUGCGAUGGGAAGUUUUUUUAGCUUAUUGGCUGCGUUGUUAGAAAGACUUCUUUAGGAUGGCCUGUGUGCCUGCGUGCUAUUGUCGAAGCGUUGUGACUAUACAAGCCGAGUCCUGCGAGACUCCCCCAUUGUGAGAAGUGGCCACAGAGCUAGAACCGACCGUUGCAGCCCAGCUGAGGGAAUGCCCUCUUCUAGACGACAUGGCAAUCUGUCGAAGAACUUUCUGAGCACGCAAAAAAGCCUCUUUCUAUUAGCAGAUAGCUCUGAUCUGCUACGCGUUCCAUUUUAAUGUCUGGCCACGAAUUGCAGUAACAAGCGCUCUCAAAGUAGCAAAAAUACGAUCGUGAAACGACUCAGCUAGUUUAUGUUUAAUAAUACACCUACGUAAUAGGAACGUUGACUAGGACUACGUUAUUGGCAUGUUCAGGUUAAUUAAUGAUUGCUUAAUUGAGAUUAACUGAAGAGGACAAAUAGAUGCGAGCUAGGG
Messenger RNA from Varroa destructor (honeybee mite), 2083 nucleotides. RefSeq lists its product as uncharacterized. The record is from RefSeq and is a predicted model, not a curated record. Lineage: Eukaryota; Metazoa; Arthropoda; Arachnida; Mesostigmata; Varroidae.